Molecule: messenger RNA, 4344 nt
Organism: Oikopleura dioica
Lineage: Eukaryota; Metazoa; Chordata; Appendicularia; Copelata; Oikopleuridae
Source: the annotation of a GenBank genome assembly
AUGGCGGGUCGGACACAGCUGGCUCCAACCUUUCGGGAUAUCCUCGAUGAUUCGAUCACAAAAGUUGCGGAAGUCUACUGGGCUCCGUACAAUCAAAACAAGAAGGAAUUCGACGUGAAAGUCAUCGAACUCAUUUAUCAAAAUGAUCUGCUCCACACACGUUUUAACAUCAAGCGAACCAUGCUUCUUGAGUUCUCACAGUACCUAGAACGAUAUCUCUGGCCUAACUACAAGCCAGAAACCUCCAACUAUGCUUAUGUAAUGUCAAUCGCUGUCAUGGUCAAUGAAAAGUUCCGUGAGGCCGUUCCCGCUUGGGAUUGUUUCCAAGACAAUCCGAAGAUGUUUGGUCAUUUCUUCGAGCAAGUGAUGAAAAUGUUGCUUGACAAUCGAAAUGUCUCUCUUCUGGAAAGAAUGAUCUUGAUCAUCUUCCUUGAUCACGCGUUCAACUCUCUCGAAGUUGACUGCAUCAGAGACGUUGUUCAGCAAACACUUCUAUUAUCCUCCUGGAUCUCUUUGCACAAAUCUCUACUGGAUGAAAAGUUGAAGUCGAAUGAAAAGCUGAAAAAAUAUUGGCGGGGCAUCCAAAAGAAAGACAAAAAGCUUGACGAGAUCGAACUCCAACGAGCGCAUUUCUUCAGAACGUUCUUGAAGAGCCUCAUCGAAAGCUAUCUGCAGGUCCUUGAAGAGAUCCCAGAAACUGGUGAAAUCUCAAAAGAUCACGUGUCGUACUGCGAAAGGUUCAUGGAAUUGAUGGUUGACAUGAUUGCUCGGUUGCCCACUCGAAGAUGGUUUCACUUGAUUCUACAGUCGACGCAUAUGAUCGCGCACUCUGAUCUUUCAGCGCUUGCUCGUCGGCGCGAAGGUCUACUCUUCAAUCAGCUCAAAGAGAUGGUCAAGUUUUACGACACCUUCGAAGUCGAUGACCUAAAAGGAACAGCACUCACUGAUCGCGAAAACAACGCCAUCCAUUACGACAGAAUUCACGCUCUUCAGAAAGAAAUCUUCAAGCGUUUUCCAGCCGAGGAUCACCCUGAACUGCGUCGAUUCGCGUUGUCAAACGUAGGCAAUGUUGAUAAAUCCGGACCACUUCGAAAGGCGCUUCAAUUUAUGCAAGAAGACGACCUUAUCCAUCUUGCUAUCGGUCUCAAUCUAAUCCCAGAGUCAGUUGAAGAAGGUGAAAUCGAUCCUGUCUUUACGAAAGAGUUUUUGGUUCACUUGCUCGUCAACACUUACUCGCGGAGGCCACCAAAGCUCGACCAGUUCAACGCCCAGCCUCUCUACCCAACUGAAGAUCUUCUUUGGGACGAAAACAUAAUGAACACCGAGUACUACACCGGUCUCCAGUGCCUCGCCCUCCCAAAACUUGGAAUCCAGUUCCUUACCCUUCACGAUUAUUUGGUUCGAAACUACAAUUUAUUUCGUUUGGAGUCGACUUACGAGAUUAGGCUUGAGAUCGAAGAUCAAAUCGCUCGCAUGAAGCCGUGGCGUGGUGAUGAUGGAGCCUGUGUGUUCGGUGGUUGGGCUCGAAUGUGCCUCCCUCUUCAGACAUUUUCGAUUGUUGAAGUUGCCCGACCUCUUCUUGGUGAAGUGAGACCAAGAUCUGUCCGAGCUGAUAUUGUGAUUGAUGUCGAUCUCCGACGAGACAUGCGAAAUGAGUGGGAAGGUCUGAAAAAGCACGAUAUCAUUUUCCUGAUGACUAUCCGACCCAAGCUGCCAUACGGAACACCAUUCGAUCGAACAGUGAACUUCCUCCACCAAUAUGGCGUUGAAUAUGUCAGAGGAGCCGAAGUCGAAGGUUAUCUCGACGAAGAAGGCCGAGUCAUCGAAGACUGGAUCGAAAAGCCUCAUUUUGUUGGCAAUCAGCGAACACUUCGAGUCUGGCUCGAUACAAACCAGUACCACGCCGACAUGACGAAUACUCUUCAGAAAGGAAACGAAGAUGUCUACAAGACAUUCAACUUGAUGUUCCGCCGAAAACCAAAAGAAAAUAACUUCAAGGCUGUGCUUGAAACUAUCCGUGACCUGAUGAAUACAAAAUGCGUCGUCCCUAGCUGGAUUCAGAAUAUCCUUCUUGGAUACGGUGAUCCUGCGAUGGCUCAUUACACGAGAAUGGAAAAUCAAAAGCGUACACUUGAUUUUAGGGAUACAUUUUUGGAUUGGCAUCAUCUCCGUGCUUCAUUCCCAGACUACAAGGUUGAAAUUGAAGGUGGCGAGGAUCAACGUCAUCAGUCACUUGAUCCGCCGUACUUGCUCACAUUCCCGCCUCAGAAGCCAGAGACCGAUGACGAAGCUGUUACCAUCUCUGUCAAGAGUUACACCAAGCCAAACAGAGGCCCUUAUCCGCAAUCUCAGCCGAAAACGAAUUCCGUUCCUUUCACGCCAACUCAAAUUGAAGCUAUCCGCGCGGGAAUGCAGCCAGGCCUCACGAUGAUCGUUGGUCCUCCAGGUACUGGAAAGACUGAUGUCGCUGUUCAAAUCAUCUCAAACAUCUACCACAACUUCCCUGACCAGCGAACGGUUAUCGUCACUCAUUCCAAUCAGGCCUUGAAUCAGCUUUUCGAAAAAAUCAUGCAUUUGGAUAUUGAUGAACGUCACUUGCUCCGUCUCGGCCAUGGUGAAGAGAUGUUGGAGACUGAGAAGGACUUCUCUCGAUAUGGAAGAGUUAACUACGUUCUCCAGCAGCGUCUUGCUCUAUUGAAGGAGGUCAACAGAAUGCAACAGAGCUUGGGAGUGCAGGGAGAUGUCAGUUACACUUGUGAAACAGCUGGUCACUUUUACUUGUACCAAGUGCUUUCUCGCUGGGAGAAAUUCGAAGAUGACAUCAAAAACUUCCAAGAAGCUGUCCUCGAAAAGAAGGAAGAGUUCUCAGUAUCCAAAAUCGGCGAUUCCUUCCCAUUCCAUGUGUUCUUUUCUAACGCUCCACAACCCCUGUUCAAGGGAGAAGACUGGGAAGAAGACAUGGAGGUUGCAAAUGGCUGCUGGUGGCACAUCAAGAACAUAUUCGAACAACUCGAGGAGUUCCGAGCGUUUGAACUUCUCCGAACAGGCCUCGAUCGAACUAGAUACUUGCUAGUCAAAGAAGCUAAAAUCAUUGCCAUGACUUGUACUCACGCCGCACUCAAACGAAAAGAACUCGUCGAUUUAGGUUUCAAGUUCGACAACAUCAUUAUGGAAGAGUCGGCCCAGAUCUUGGAAAUCGAGACUUUCAUCCCUCUCUUGUUACAGAACCCCGAAGACGGCUUCAAUCGACUUAAACGAUGGAUUAUGAUUGGUGACCAUCAUCAGCUUCCACCUGUCAUCAAAAAUCAAGCGUUCCAAAAGUACUCAAAUAUGGAGCAAUCCCUAUUUACGCGAUUUGUCCGUCUUGGUGUGCCGAUUAUUCAGUUGGAUAUGCAAGGUCGUGCACGACCCACUAUCUGUGAAUUAUACAAUUGGCGAUACGAAAAGCUGGGCAAUUUGCCUCAUACUUCCACUUGGCCCGAGUUUAGAAAGGCGAAUGCCGGCCUUGUUUGGGACUAUCAGCUCAUUGAUGUUGGCGAUUUCAACGGAGUGGGAGAAUCCGAGCCUUCGCCAUACUUCUAUCAGAACUUGGCCGAAGCUGAAUACAUCGUCGCAACAUUCAUGUACAUGCGACUUUGUGGGUAUCCAGCUGAGAAGAUCUCUAUCCUGACCACUUACAACGGUCAGAAGCAUCUCAUCAGAGAUGUCAUCGAGAAUCGAUGUGCAAACAACCCAAUGAUCGGGCGACCAGCGAAGGUCACAACUGUUGAUCGCUUCCAAGGUCAGCAGAAUGACUUCAUUCUUCUUUCCCUCGUUAGAACAAAGACGGUUGGCCACAUUCGAGAUGUUCGACGACUUAUCGUCGCCAUGUCUCGUGCUCGUCUUGGUCUCUACAUCUUCGGAAGAAUCGGUCUGUUCCAGAACUGCUUCGAACUUGGACCCUCUCUUAGACUUCUUACGGCUAGGCCGACCAAUCUCAUGGUUGCACCAGAGGAAAUCUAUCCAGCUGUCAGACCGUUCGGAAAAGCUCCAAAAGAAAGACCGAUUUCCAUCCCUGGUAUGUCUGCGAUGCACAAGUUGGUUUACAAGAUGUACCUCGAGAAGAUCGAAGCGAUGGAGAAAGACAAAGAUGAGAUGCUCAAGUUGAUCGCCGAUCCGAACGACGAGUUCGAAGACGAAGGGGAGGAAGGAGACGAAGAAGCUGGCGAGGAAAACGGCGACACUAACAUGGCAACUGGCGAAGCUGAUGAAGUCAUCCAAAACGAGGUAGAAGAACCGAUCCCAAAGAAGCACCAAAAACCUGCUGAAGCUGCCGAAACAGCUGAGAAAAUGGAUGAGAGUUAA